Racocetra persica is the source of this 144-nucleotide messenger RNA. The record is from the annotation of a GenBank genome assembly. NCBI's taxonomy places the organism in Eukaryota, Fungi, Glomeromycota, Glomeromycetes, Diversisporales, Gigasporaceae.
UUUUAUCGGAAAAGAUUUAUUGUGGAGUAAUAUUAAAAAAACUGAGGAAACUAAUGGAUUAAGGGGAAUUGAAACUACUUUGAUCGCUCGCGAUCUUUCAGGAAGUAAUGUUUUUAAUGCUACAAUUUCUGCUUAUGCUACUAG